Messenger RNA from Dicentrarchus labrax (European seabass), 2184 nucleotides. It is a transcript of the gene dusp12, whose product is annotated as dual specificity phosphatase 12. Gene Ontology annotation, molecular function: protein tyrosine/serine/threonine phosphatase activity. The transcript has 8 exons. The coding region runs from base 233 to 1132 and encodes 299 amino acids. The record is from RefSeq and is a predicted model, not a curated record. Gene Ontology annotation, cellular component: nucleus. Gene Ontology annotation, biological process: protein dephosphorylation. NCBI's taxonomy places the organism in Eukaryota, Metazoa, Chordata, Actinopteri, Moronidae.
ACAGUGUCAAAGACGAACCAAACACUUGAGAUACCACACGUUUUCUUUUCAUAGUACCUCCAGAGCCCGUCUGGUACCUCUGUGUUGUUGUUGUUGUUUUUGUUGUUGUUAUUUACUGAGCACAUCACGUUAAAAGUGGUUAGCAACGGAAACGGAAACAGCAGUUGGAGUGGGAGAGCUACAACAAGCUAACGAGGAGACAUGUUGUUCAGCUCUGUGUCCUGCUGCAGUCAUGCUCCUGGUGGACCCCGGUCUGUACAUCGGCACUGCGGCUGACCUCAAUGACAGCAGGGGGCUGGCCAAUGCAGCCGUCACACACAUCCUGUCUGUGGACUCCGUGGACCCCGUCCCUCUGCUUCCCGCUGACGGGGGCCUCCACAGGAAGUGGAUCAACGUUCUGGAUGAGGUGACUUCUGACCUCCUGAGUCACAUGGACGACUGCUUCCUGUUCAUUCGGGAGGCUGUGGAUGGAGGCGGGGCCACACUUGUUCACUGCCAGGCGGGGCGGAGUCGCAGUGCCACCAUCGUUACUGCUUAUUUAAUGAAGAGAUACCAGCUGUGUUUCACUGAGGCUUACCACAGACUGAAGGGUGUCAAACAGGAUGUGCAGGUCAACAGCGGUUUCGAGGAGCAGUUGUGUCUGUAUGAGGCCAUGCAGUGUGAAGUGGACACCUCCAGUCCUCUGUACAAACAGUACAGACUGACCAAGAUCACUGAGAAGUACCCAGAGUUGCAGCAUGUUCCCAGGGAGCUGUUUGCCGUUGACCCCGCCCACUCCAGCUCUUCGGAAGUGUCCUAUCGCUGCAGGAAGUGCAGACGGACUCUGUUCCGUGAGUCCAGUAUCCUCAGUCACCCAGUAGGAGAAGGAGCGCCAGCCUUUGGUCACAAGAAGUCAAGUAACCUCACUGGAGAUGUCCAGUGUACGUCUUACUUCACUGAACCAGUGCAGUGGAUGGAACAAGCUCUACUUGGAGUGAUGGAUGGACAGCUGCUGUGUCCAAAGUGUAGCUCUAAGCUGGGAUCAUUCAGCUGGUGUGGUGAUCAGUGUUCGUGUGGUCGCUGGGUCACUCCCGCCUUCCAGCUGCAUCGCAACAGAGUGGACGAGAUCCGACACCUGAACAUACAGAAAUAAUGCACACACACACACAUUCAAAUCAAUGCAGUCUCUGCAGGCAGAAAAAGAGAACACACAGUCAAACAAGAAAUAUUGUAACGGUCCUCUUGCAAGAGGUUAUAAAGACUGAGAAAGAAAGUACUAAUACAGUACAGUGCUUAAGAAAUCUAACAUUUUUGAUUACUGUAGGAUUUCUUUCUUUCUGUGUGACGGUGGAAGUCAAACUGGUUUGUACAAACACUUACUCUGUGAAAAGAACUUUAAAAAUUGAAAUAAAAGUGUCUCUUGACAUUAAGUGGCCUUUCAGAUGUUUAAAGAACUGUUGUAAACAGAAAUUGGUGCUGAAACAGAAAAGGAAUCAAAUAUUUUCAUAAUUUAAUCUCUUAAAGCUGUUUGUAAUGGAUAUUUUUAAUAUUUAAUAACAAUGUAUCAAAUAUCAAUGUGAAAACAAUGUGCCAGAGAACAGAGAAUUGUCAGCUGAGUAGCAGCUCCCCUCAGCUUUACAGAGCUUUAUAGUGAGUUUCAGCUCAGUGUUUAUUCAGACUGCAGCUAACCAUUAUGGUCAAUUAAUCUGUCAGUAAACAGUGAUUUAAUUUACUUGUUUUGUCAGUCCAAAACCUAAACAUAUUCAGUUGUAUAUCUUAUAAGAUGGAGAAAAGAAUUUGCAUGAAAAUUUGCAUGAAAAAUAUUUUAUUGGCCAUUGAUUGCUGUUUUUGGUUUUUACCACUUGGGGGCAGCAGAAACAACUUUAGAACACAAAACUGACCUAUAAUUAACCUAAAAAGUUGUUAUUGCAGGCAUGUUAGAAAACAGUUGCUUAUUUAUACAUUCAGCUGUUACAAAACAACAUUAUCAUUCAUUUGGAGUCGUGUUUUAGUCCACCUGAUGAAUAUGUCCAAUAUUGACUCUUUUAGCUAAAAGAGCUCCAUUGUUUAUAUGAAUAAAUAUAUAUUGUAACUAUCACUUAUUAGGUAAAAAUACCGACUAUUCAUUGCUUACAGCUUCUCAAAGGAGUAAUUGCUUGUUUUUUCUGUUUUAUAUCACUUUACAUUAAACAUCUUUGGACUGUU